CCUAAAGAGUUGAUGGAGGGCGGGAAGAUUUGUGCGAUAUUUUGGUUUGACUAUUCUGAUUUGACUGUGUCAAUAAUUAACGUUAUUUGAUUUAAAGCUAUUGCACUAUGAGUUGGUUGAGUAAACAAGAUGGUGGCGAUGUAGGAUAUGAGAAUCUCUUGUCAGAACCGUCGGAAAAAAACGAGUCUUUCGAAAGAGUUCCAAGUGCUUUUGAGAAUCAUUCUGAAAGAUUCCAAAUUAAAGACAGAAAUUUUACAAGACAGUAUGCACAUUUGUAUGCAGAAAGACUCUGGAGCUUCCGGCCUAACAUAGUGCAGGCAGCAAAAGAUAAAUGGGGAAAAGACAUUGCGAUACGGAAACUUCACGAGUUACAAAUUGAUGAGAAAUGUGUCAUAAUUGGAACACUUUUUAAACACAUGGAAGCCAAGCCGAGUAUUCUAAAGGAAAUCAGUGAGGAGCACAACUUGAUGCCCCAGCCAGUGCGGACGAGGUACACGGAAGACUCAGACAAGCUGUUGUUGGAGGAUGAGCUCCAGAGGAUAUUUCUGGUCGGGAAGCUCAAGGUGCAGACGUCAAUCACAGGUGUCAUAGUUGCAGUGUACGGAAAGGAACCCGAUGAUGACCGCGGGAAGUUCUAUGUGGAGGAUUAUUGCUAUCAAGCAUUGCCAGAACAGGCGCCUCGCCCAGAUGUGGGGGAAAGUUACAUAGUAUUCCUGUCUGGUUUGAACAUUGGUGGUAAGGAGGAGAAGAUGUUUUCUCUACAACUGUGUGUGGAUUUGAUCACCGGUCAGCUAGGGGACGCGGCUCAGCAGAAAACCAUGUCACACAUUUCCCGUGUUAUCAUCGCAGGCAACUCACUCAGUCAGUCGACACAGGACAAGAAGAGUCUAAACAAGGCGAAAUAUUUAACGAAAAAGACAGCAGCAGGUUCUGUUGAGGCUAUUAAGAAUUUGGAUGAUGUUCUAGUCCAGUUGGCAUCGUCUGUUGAUGUUGACCUGAUGCCGGGAGAAUUCGACCCAUCAAACUACACUCUACCACAGCAACCACUUCACCACUGCAUGUUUCCACAAGCCAUGAUGUAUCCGACAAUGCAUACAACAACAAACCCAUACAACUGCUCUGUAAAUGGUGUCAGGAUUCUUGGCAUGUCUGGCCAGUCGAUAGAGGACAUCUGGAAAUACAGUACUCUGGAAGAUCCCAUUGAGAUUCUGGAGCGCACCCUAGAAUGGGGACAUCUGGCCCCAACUGCUCCGGACACGCUAGGAUGCUAUCCAUUUUAUGCUGAAGACCCUUUUAUCAUCAAGGAAUGUCCUCAUAUCUAUUUUGCUGGAAACUGCACAGAAUUCAAAUCUAAAAUUCAUAAAGGUCCUAAAGGCCAGGAAGUGUUAUUGAUCUCCAUACCCCGAUUCAGCCAGACCUGUUCCUGUGUUGUUGUUAAUUUGCAAACUCUGACAUGUGAUCAGCUGAAAUUCGAUUCCCAGUUUAUCUCAAGUUCUCAUUCCAGUCCAGAAAUUGACAAGUGAACGUACAAAUAUAAUUGAUUUCCCUUCAUCGUUUGGGAUCCACCACUCAAAUAAAGGAUGUGGAUUUUCCUUAAAAAUUAAAUACAUUUCUUAACUCCGAUUCUCGAAUAAAUUGAUGACAGUGUAA
Gigantopelta aegis is the source of this 1650-nucleotide messenger RNA. RefSeq names its product DNA polymerase delta subunit 2-like. The record is from RefSeq and is a predicted model, not a curated record. Gene Ontology annotation, molecular function: DNA binding. Gene Ontology annotation, biological process: DNA strand elongation involved in DNA replication; DNA replication. The coding region runs from base 108 to 1523 and encodes 471 amino acids. NCBI's taxonomy places the organism in Eukaryota, Metazoa, Mollusca, Gastropoda, Neomphalida, Peltospiridae. Gene Ontology annotation, cellular component: delta DNA polymerase complex. The transcript is spliced from 10 exons.